ACUCUGUGAAACUGCCUACAUUUGUGUGCUCGUGUGAGUUCCAUGGAAUAUCGCUAAUAUGAAUUCUAGUACAUACUGGCUUAGGAUAUCAUGCUGGUUGAUGGUGGCGUUUCUGAUCAGUCCAGCUUCAUGCAAACUGAAUGAAAAGUUGUUGAGGACACAUCCCUGUGAUGUCCACGAGAACACCACUGUCCAGAAAGUUGUCUUUAACUGCCAUGGCCGAGGACUGAGAGAGGUUCCCCUGGUUUUCAAGAAUGCCACCAGUCUUGACCUCUCUGAGAAUAAAAUCAGAAACCUGAAAACCGACUCACUGAAAGACUUACAAAAGCUGACUGAUCUCAAUCUCAACUGGCUGAACCAACAUCAUGAGGUGAACAUCACUCCAGGGGUUUUUGCAAAUUUGACAAAUCUACAGAGGUUGCAGUUAAAUGGAGUUGGUCUGAGGUCUAUACCUGACCAACUUCCAAACUCCCUGAAACAACUGAGACUGAUAGAAAACAAAAUCCUCUCACUAAGUACUUCCAGCUUCUCACAGGUGACAAAAUUAACACAUCUUUAUUUGUCCAGAAACUGCUAUUACUGGAAUUCUUGUUUGAAAGUUUUUAAGAUUGAAAAUGGAAGUUUGUUAGUCUUUACUAAUUUAACCAGUCUGACUUUGUCAUACAAUAACCUAAGCCAUGUUCCCAGGCACUUGCCUGUCUCCAUACGAACACUUGACCUGGCUUCAAAUAGCAUAGCACACAUUGGGGAGGAUGAUUUCAAAGAGCUUCAUGAUCUGAUAAUCCUUAAACUCCAGGGUAAUUGUCCACGCUGUCACAACGCCCCUUACCCCUGCACGCCGUGUCCAAAUCGCUCCAUCGAGAUUCAUGACCGAGCUUUUGAUUCCCUUAAACACCUUGAAUUGUUGCACCUGGCUGGGAAUUCCAUUUACUACAUGAGGUCAGCUUGGUUCAAGAACCUUUUGAAUCUCCGUAAACUUUUUCUUUCUUAUAAUUUUUUGAGUGAAGCCAUUGAGCAUGGAGGAUUUUUGAGUAAUCUUCCACUUCUGAAAAUGCUUGAUCUCUCCUUUAAUUAUGCUCUUAGGUCUUAUCCUGACACUGUGAGACUAGCACCCAGUUUUGCAAAUUUGACCUCUCUUAGGACACUGCACAUUCAAGGUUUGGUUUUCAAAGAAAUUGACAAUUGUACUCUGGCACCUUUGUAUAAAUUACAAAAUCUGUCUGUGCUAAAUUUAGGGGUAAAUUUUAUUGUGCGUGCCAAAUCCAAUGUAUUUAGAAAAUUUUCUUAUCUUAAACUGCUGUAUCUUUCAGAAAACCGUCUCUAUCCUCUAACUACCUCUGAAGUUAGAAAUCCAGGAAACACUGUAAAAUCACCUUCCUCCCUGCCCAGAUUAUCAGGGUCUGGUACUCAAAGGGAACAAUCUUUUGAGGUCUCCAAAAUGCUGGUCAAACGUGAGUGCUAUACUGCUGGCCGUGUGUUGGACUUGAGUAGAAAUAACCUUUUCUUCAUUUCCCCAGAGCAGUUUGAAGGAUAUAAGAAUAUUUCUUGCCUAAAUCUGUCCCGAAAUGGCUUUGCAGCAGCUCCAAAUGGAUCUGAGUUCACAUCACUGCCACACCUGAAAUAUUUAGACUUGUCCUUUAACAAAAUCGAUUUGGCCUAUUAUAAUGCCUUUAAAGAAUUACAGAAGCUCGAGGUGCUAGACCUCAGCUUUAACCCACACUAUUUCACUGUAUCUGGAGUGACCCAUAAUCUGGAUUUUUUAAAGAAUUUGCCUAAUUUGAGAGUCCUCAAUAUGAGUUCCAAUAGUAUAUUUACCUUGACCACUAAACAGAUGCACAGUGAUUCCCUCAAUGAACUGCAGUUCCAGCAUAAUAAUCUAGGAAUGUUAUGGAGAGAGAAAGACAGAAGUUAUGAUAAACUUUUCCAGUACUUAACAAAUCUGACAUAUCUUGAUAUAUCAUACAACCACAUUGGCAAAAUCCCAAACAGAGUAUACAAUUACUUGCCUGUCAAAAUUAAAACACUGAGAUUAACUCACAAUGAUCUUGUAAAUUUCAACUGGACUCUGAUAAGAAACCUCAAACAACUUGAAGAACUAAUUCUUAGCCACAACUAUUUGUUGUACAUAUCCAACAAUCUGAGUGAUAGCGCCCCUUCCCUGCGAUAUCUAGACCUCAGCCAUAACAAAAUCUCAUGGCUGUCUAGUGGAUUUCUUAAUUGCACUGUGAAUCUCCACUGGCUGGACCUCAGUUACAACAGACUUGAAUCCAUCAAUCAGUCCACCUUCUCAUCCAAGCAAGAAAACCACCUGCGCAAUUUGUGCCUUCACAAGAACCCCUUCCGAUGCACGUGUGAUAUUUUGGACUUCAUCCUUUGGAUUCGUGACAGUGAUGUGAAGAUCCCCAGACUGGCCACGUCAGUGAAGUGUAAUACACCUCAGCAAGUCAGAGGAAUAGGAGUCAUAUUCUUCGACAUAAAAGAAUGCAUCGACGCUGAAGUUGCAUUUCUUGCCUAUUUCUUUUCCACUUCGUUCAUCUUCUGUGUCACCUUUGUAGCUACGGUGAUGCACAUGUUCUACUGGGACGCGUCAUAUGUGUUCUACUACUUAAAGGCGAAGCUCAAAGGCUACCAGCAGUUGAGCUCUGCAGAGAGUGUUUACGACGCCUUUAUCACCUACGACACCAAAGACCCGCUGGUGUCUGACUGGGUCCUGAACCAGCUGCGUGUGCAGCUUGAGGAGCGAGGCGAGCGCCUGCUGCCCGUGUGUCUGGAGGAGCGAGACUGGGUGCCUGGCUGCCCCGUGCUGGAGAGCAUGGCACAGAGCAUCCAGCAAAGCCGCAAGACCGUCUUCGUGCUCACGCGUGCCUACGUCACCAGCGGUGCCUUCAAGAUGGCUGUGUACCUGGCGCACCAGCGGCUGCUGGAUGAGAGUGAAGACGUAAUCGUCUUGCUGCUGUUGGAGCCCUCGUUGCCACGCUCACACUUCCUGAGGCUACGUAAGCGUCUGUGUGGUCACAGCGUGCUGGAGUGGCCGCACACACCAGCCGCCGAGCCCUGGUUCUGGCAGAACCUGCGCAAUGCCAUCCACAUGGAGAACAGAGUCAUGUACAACAAGAUCUACUCCAGGUACUUCACCACCAGAAAAAAAGUGGAGGUGGACUGAGCUGAUGGGUACUCCCAGGCUGCUAGGAAGCUCCUGAUGCUCAGUAUGAAUACUCCAGUGGACAAUCACCACAAAUACUAUAGCUGAGUCCAAAACUCCAGGAAAGACCAGGACAAGUAGAGUGUAAAUUACAUUACUUCACCUAGUGAUUUAGUCAUUCAUAAUAGCUUCUGAGUUAUAGCUGUAGGAUCACAUGAGAUUCUAUGUUAUUUACUUUUCAAUGACAUUUUCACUAGUAUAAUCAAAAUCCCGACAGUAUUCAAUAGCUGUAAUGUUAAUUCAAUUUGUCCUUUAAAAUGAUUAAUUGAUGUGAGAAUAUCAAAGGAACUAUAAUUUUAAUGCACUGUACAUGCUCUGGAUUAAAUGAUUAAAUGA
Molecule: messenger RNA, 3538 nt
Organism: Electrophorus electricus (electric eel)
Lineage: Eukaryota; Metazoa; Chordata; Actinopteri; Gymnotiformes; Gymnotidae
Gene: tlr8a
Product: toll-like receptor 8a
Biological process (GO): positive regulation of interleukin-6 production; defense response to virus; canonical NF-kappaB signal transduction
Cellular component (GO): plasma membrane
Molecular function (GO): protein binding; pattern recognition receptor activity
Source: RefSeq, a predicted model, not a curated record